Molecule: messenger RNA, 1580 nt
Organism: Hemiscyllium ocellatum (epaulette shark)
Lineage: Eukaryota; Metazoa; Chordata; Chondrichthyes; Orectolobiformes; Hemiscylliidae
Product: probable G-protein coupled receptor 139
Exons: 4
Coding region: 251-1285 (344 amino acids)
Biological process (GO): G protein-coupled receptor signaling pathway
Cellular component (GO): membrane
Molecular function (GO): G protein-coupled receptor activity
Source: RefSeq, a predicted model, not a curated record
GUCCUCGCGCCGAGGCAGGAACCGUUGGGACUGAACCGUGAGUGCGCGUGUGAACCGUCACCAGUGAUCAUUUCAUUCCUGAUGAAGGGCUUUUGCCUGAAACGUCGAUUUCGCUGCUCGUUGGAUGCUGCCUGAACUGCUGUGCUCUUCCAGCACCACUGAUCCAUUGCUGAAGUCCUGCUGCCUGUGGAGAAGGUGAUGUUUGACCUCCUUGUUCUGCUGCAGUUCAUGUGGUGAAGGGACUCUCACUAUGCGGUUAGGUGCAGGUGAGAAACAUUCCUCACAGUGUGACUGUGUACAGCCGAGGGGAGAACACGAGACUGGCCCAGCCCAGAGACCACGUUACGUUUACCGGCAACUUCCUCACCAUGAUGUGGACCAGCUUCAGGCAGGUAGUUCAGUAAAUAUCAUGACAAUUGUGAUUCUAUACCAGAGGAAGUGUGGACUUUCCACCUGCACCACUUACUAUCUGACGGCUAUGGCAACAUCUGACCUGCUGAUCAUUGUUACUGAAGUCAUAUUCCGACGUAUCAAUUAUCAUUAUUUCCCAGUAAAUUUUCUGAACAUCACACCUGUGUGCACGGGUAUCUAUGUCCUUCUUCGAACGGCAUUAGACUGUUCUGUUUGGUUUACCACUGCUUUCACUUUUGAUCGAUUUGUUUUCAUUUGUUGUUCAAGACUGAAGACUAAAUAUUGCACAAAGAAAACUGCAGCUGCGGUUAUCUCAACAAGUGUAAUUCUGUUCUACCUGAAAAACAUUCCAAUCCACUUUAGAUUUAAACCUGCCAUGAUAAUCAAAAAUAUACCAUGGUUCUGCUCGAAUAAAUGGAGUUAUAAUACUGACCCGAGAUGGAUUGGAUUUAGGAUGUUCGAAAAGGUAUUAACACCAAUGAUACCAUUCUUUUUAAUUCUGUUACUCAACUCUCUUACAGUCAGAUUCAUUUUCGUGGCCAGUCGAGCCCGUAAGGCACUGAAGUGUCAGAGAAAAGGAGGAGAUCUCAGAGACACAGAAAUGGAAAGCAGAAGAAAUUCUGUGAUUUUGUUGUUCACCAUAUCAGGCAGUUUCACUCUUCUGUGGUUGGUUUAUGUUCUGUACAUUUUUGGUGUAUUUCGCGCCAUUGAUCCAUUCGGUAUACGUGUGCAUGUCGCAUAUAUGCUGCGGAACUUAAAUUGCUGUACAAACACAUUUCUUUACGUGGCGACACAGUCCAAGUUCAGAAAACAGGUGAAGAGUCUCCUAAUGUAUCCAAUUGCAUCAGUUGUUGAUCUAUUUACAAAGCUUUAAAUCCCAGCAUGUGAAGCCUUGGAUUUCUUUUUCUGUUCUCAAGUCAAAACGGUAGAAUUAGCUGGAAUGGGUGGUAUCAAUCCUCUGCUGAAACAGUAGUUUUAUUUUAAGUUUUUCAGUUUUGCUGAGAUCUUAAACCAGGGUAUGGAACUGCCAUUCAUCGCUCCGUGCUACUCUUUCUCUCAGAAUGUUCUCUUUUUUUUCCUUUUGAACUGGAUAAUUGCAUGUGAGUUUAUUUACUUUACUGACUACGCCUUUGACAAGUGUACGUUUAUGAGGUGUUACUAAAUUGGAA